Miscanthus lutarioriparius is the source of this 2685-nucleotide messenger RNA. NCBI's taxonomy places the organism in Eukaryota, Viridiplantae, Streptophyta, Magnoliopsida, Poales, Poaceae. The record is from the annotation of a GenBank genome assembly.
AUGGCCGAGCAUCAGGCCUUCCACCAUGAACAGAAUCAGCAGUGCUCCCAGUCUGUUGAUGCAAAACACAGGGGUAAUUCUGAUGCUCCCGUGGGCGCAAAAAAACCUGUCAACCAGCAGCUGGUGCCAGCAGCAGAGCCAGAUACAUCUAAGGGGAAGAAAGCGAAACCACCUCAUUGUUUUAGGUGCAAGUGCAAUGGGCACACGGCCGACAUGUGUAAAGCCAUACUUGAUUGCAUUAUAUGCAACAAGAAGAAUGCUCACUUAUCAUCAAAAUGCCCAAUUCUCAAACUCCCAAAGCCAGACGCAUCAAUGUUUGGAUUUGGAAAAAAUGAAUUAGGUUUCUUUCGCAUCCCUGACCUUGAUCUCAAGCUGGAAACGUCAGAUCCUAACCCAACAGGGCUGGUCAAGGUGACUGGGGGCACUUUGACAUCAGAGACUGUACAAGCUCAACUUGCUAAGCUCAACAGAUCGAACUGGAAUUGGGAAGCAUUACCGCACGGCCAAGAUGCUUUCAUAGUGGCCUUUCCUUCCGUUGAGGAGCUCCAGAGGAUGGUGGAUGUUGAUUACCGCUUGAAGAACCAUAGAGUCACUCUUAUGAUUUCAGAUUGGAAGAACGAUGGUGACGUACUUCCUGCUUACCAAUUGGACGAGGUUUGGGUGCAUGUCACAGAUGUGGUUUUUGGGAAGGAGGGCUACAAUGUUACUUUCUCCACCGAGGGUAGUGAUUUUGUGCCAGCCUUUCCACCUCCUGCUCAUGAUGAUCCUAAGGAUCGGGAUGGUGAUGGGACAGAGAAAGACAGGGAUAUGGGAGGAGGACCUAAUACAGAACCGGCCACAAGAAGCAGAAGAAGAGGGGCUGAAACUAGGCGGUUGAUGAUGGCGCAGCAAAAAUUAGCUCAAGUUUUAAUGCACUCUGGUGGUGGGGCAAUUAGCUUGAUGCCGAAUCAACUGAAGGACAGCUUGCCUCCUAACACUUCUACCAGGAAUGCUGAACUGCAGCUACAGCCUUCACCUGAUGUUGAACUGCACCAACCCGUUGUAGUUGAUGAGGACCUGCGGACUAGCGAGCAGCAUUUUAUUGAGCCUGCUUCACCAAAAUUGUUGCGGACUGAAAGCAGUACAUGCAGCCCACAUGUGCUGCCAACAGAAAUGAACAACGCUGCUCCUACUACUCCGAGUAUAUUAUCUGAUGAGGAUACUUUGCAGAAAGCGAUGAAACGGGCUGCUAUACAGAACUUGGAAAAACCACUUGAGAAAAAUACGGUGGCUGACCAUAGGGCUACGCCACAAUCGCCUUUGACUUCUGAAGUCAAACAUACUGAUACUGGUACGUCGUCGUCCUCCUCAUGGGACUUGGGUUCUGACCUUGCUGCUGCCCUUCCCGGGAAUGCAGUGUUACACAUUUUUGCCGAGGAGAAAUCCGAGUCAGAGAUGGGAGAAGAUGAUGGCUCAGUUCUAUUUGCUGAGGGUAUGGAUAUAAGAGAUUCCGACUCAGACUCAUUUUACUCGGAAGGACUCCAUAGUACGGACGAUGAGAUGGAAGAUGAUAUUUGUUUAGAUCUUGACAUGGAAAAUGACAAGGAGGAUGAUUCCUCAGAAGAGUCUGACUGUUUUUACGAGAAAUUGAUAGUGGCUGAAGGAUCCAAACAGAAGCAGAUGGGAAAAUAUGAUGUAUGUGAACAACCCCAGUGGAUGGAAGAAGAUGAUGACGGAAUAGAGGGUCAUACCAGGUCCGCUGGAAGCACUUGUUUCCAAUUGAAUGAGCCACCUUCUUUUGAAGCAUUCCUGUGCCCUGAGGAUCGCAAGCGCAUUAAGAAGGCAAGUGAGGAGAAAGUUGAUAUCCUUGGGGAUGAGGACGUGGUGCAGGUUGAAUGUGGAAUCGUCAGAAACUGGGCAUGUGCAGAUUUUUCAUAUUUGAGUCAAGAAGAGUCACACCGCUUUGUCACUAGGAUUGUAGAUACGUGUGUGGCCAUCGGAAUGGAAUUUACUCCGUCACCAAUAAAGGAGGCCCAGGCAGCCCCUACUGAUAUAGAAAGGACUUUGGUGGAUCUGCAUGGAAAGAUCAUUGAUCAAUUAACCAACUGUGGAAGGAAGGAAGAACAGUUAGGACUUCUACUUGUGAUUCUGCCAGAGGAUGGAUGUUCUUAUGACAAAGUGGAAGGGGUGUGUAAGACGCUUGGAAUUACAUUCUACCAUUGUUGUGCCUGUGAAGCUAUGUAUCCAAGCAAGGGGCAUCUUAAGAGAAUCGCACAUGCAAUACAGUCUAAGGUUGUAAUGCGUGAUGCACGUCUUCGGCGACUGGCCUUACCCCUUGUGUCAGAAGCCCCAAUGCUUUUUUUUUGUGCUGACAUCUUCCGUUGUACGCCAGGAGACGAGGGUUCAGACUAUAUUUCAUCUCAAGACAACAAAGAGAACUGUAGAGAAGAUAAUCUUCUUCAGAAAUUCUCUACACUGGUCUGUUAUCAUGUUGUUCAUGAUGAGAACAAUUUUCUGCCUGGUGAACUUCAAUCUCUAACCUCUAAGCUUUGCUGCAUCCGCGAUCGUCGGGCCUACCCAGAAAUAGACAUUGUUCCGCCAGCCUUCUACGCUCGGCAUGACGGAAUGGCGGCUCUUGAAGAAUGGGGAAGAAACGAAGCGACUGACGAAAUUUCAGAGCAACUGAUGAAAACUCAGAGCAACUGA